ACGCCACUAUGCCCAGCUUGCAUGCCUGUGGGAUGUUUUGAGCAGCAUCCAUGUUGAUCUCCCUCCGACAUGCAGGGCAGCACGAGAAGAGUGGGUGCCAUGACAGAUGUCCAUCGGCGCUUCCUCCAGCUGCUGAUGACUCAUGGUGUGCUGGAGGAGUGGGAGGUUAAGCGCCUGCAGAACCACUGCUACAAGGUCCAUGACCGAAAUGCUACUGUAGAUAAGCUGGAGGACUUCAUCAACAAUAUCAACAGUGUCUUGGAGUCCUUGUAUAUUGAGAUAAAAAAAGGAGUCACGGAAGAUGACGGGAGACCCAUUUAUGCACUGGUGAAUCUUGCUACAACUUCAGUUUCCAAAAUGGCCACGGAUUUUGCUGAGAACGAGCUGGACCUGUUUAGAAAGGCUUUGGAACUGAUCGUUGACUCAGAAACUGGCUUUGCUUCUUCUACAAACAUUUUGAACCUGGUUGAUCAACUCAAAGGCAAAAAGAUGAGGAAGAAGGAAGCGGAGCAGGUGCUGCAGAAGUUCGUGCAGAGCAAGUGGCUGAUUGAGAAAGAAGGGGAGUUCACCUUGCAUGGCCGGGCCAUCUUGGAGAUGGAACAAUUCAUCCGAGAGACCUACCCGGAUGCUGUGAAGAUAUGCAACAUCUGCCACAGCCUCCUCAUCCAGGGUCAAAGCUGCGAGACGUGUGGUAUUAGGAUGCAUUUGCCUUGUGUGGCCAAGUACUUCCAGUCUACCUCUGAACCACGCUGCCCCCACUGUAAUGACUAUUGGCCCCAUGACAUACCAGAAGUCUUCGACCCUGAGAAGGAGAGGGAGGCUGGUGUCUCCAAGUCCAGCAGAAAGUCCUUGCGGACUCGUCAGCACUAGCUGCAUCCUGCAUGGCUCCGGCUGUUGGUGGGCUGACCCUCAUGGCCCAUUUAUCACAGGGGACUGGCCAUCCACAUGGCAUAUGAACUGCCUCCAUUGUUGACUUUGCUCUUAACACAUUUUUAGUAAAUGUUUCCUGAUGAUUGC
Molecule: messenger RNA, 1017 nt
Organism: Onychomys torridus (southern grasshopper mouse)
Lineage: Eukaryota; Metazoa; Chordata; Mammalia; Rodentia; Cricetidae
Gene: Nsmce1
Product: NSE1 homolog, SMC5-SMC6 complex component
Exons: 8
Coding region: 70-870 (266 amino acids)
Biological process (GO): double-strand break repair via homologous recombination; DNA damage tolerance
Cellular component (GO): nucleus; Smc5-Smc6 complex
Molecular function (GO): ubiquitin-protein transferase activity
Source: RefSeq, a predicted model, not a curated record